Molecule: messenger RNA, 3017 nt
Organism: Cololabis saira (Pacific saury)
Lineage: Eukaryota; Metazoa; Chordata; Actinopteri; Beloniformes; Belonidae
Gene: lclat1
Product: lysocardiolipin acyltransferase 1
Exons: 6
Coding region: 130-1272 (380 amino acids)
Cellular component (GO): endomembrane system
Molecular function (GO): acyltransferase activity
Source: RefSeq, a predicted model, not a curated record
AUGGGGCGGAUACAUAUGUCUAUGGCGGGCUGCUGCUGCUGCUAGCCGGGUGCUGCUAUGUCGCAACCGAGGGACAGGACUAUUUCCGACUAGCACAUCCGAAUCACCUUUGAAAACAAGCUGUACGAGAUGGCUGUGUCGGUGCGAGGCCUCUACUUUGUUGUGACCUUGUUCUUGGGUAGUUUCUUUGGAAGUACCUCCAUGCUGGCUCCAGUUCUGCCACUGAUGCUGUUGUCCCCCGCUUGGUACCGCUGGUUCACGGAUCGAAUCGUUGCGACCUGGCUCACCCUGCCCGUGUCUUUGCUGGAGCUGGUAUUUGGAGUGAAAGUGGUGAUCACAGGUGAUGGUUUUGUACCGGGAGAGCGAAGUGUGAUCAUCAUGAACCACCGCACCCGUCUGGACUGGAUGUUCCUUUGGUGUUGUCUGCUCAGGUACAGCUACCUUCGUCUGGAAAAGAUCUGUCUCAAGGCUGCGCUCAAGGCUGUGCCUGGCUUCGGUUGGGCGAUGCAGGUGGCCUGCUUUGUCUUCAUCAAACGUCGCUGGGAAGUGGACAAGAAGCAUUUGGAAAACAUGCUGGACUACUUUUGUGACAUCAGGGAGCCUCUGCAGCUGCUCCUGUUCCCCGAGGGCACAGAUCUCACUGAUAAUACAAGAGCGAAGAGUGAUGUAUUCGCUGUUCAAAACAACCUGCCAAAGUUUGAGUAUGUGCUUCAUCCCCGUACUACUGGAUUCACCUUCAUCGUGGAGAAACUCCGAAAAGGAGACAACCUGGAUGCCGUCCAUGAUAUUACCGUGGCGUACCCCAAGAACAUCCCUCAGACAGAACGUCACCUGAUCCUGGGCCAUUUUCCACGUGAAAUCCACUUCCACGUCCACCGUUAUCCGGUGUCCUCGCUUCCCAGCUCGUCGUCCGAACUGGAGUCUUGGUGUCGAGAGCGUUGGGCUGAGAAGGAGGUCCGUCUGCGGGACUUCUACUCCAGCCAGCCCCGAGCCUUCGACAGGGACGGGGUUGCCCAAGUGCCACCUUGUAAGUCGGAGCUGCGGGUGGCUCUGAUCAAAGCCGCCUCUCUGCUGUACUGGAGCAGCUUCAUCGCCCUGUGUUUCACCGGCCUGUGGCUGUGGGCUCCCUUCAGGCUCUACACCGUAGUCGUGGUCGGGGUCUAUGUGGGCCAGCAGAAGCUGUUCGGAGGGCUAGAACUACUGGAGUUGGCUUGCCAUCAAUACUGGAAGUCCAGGGGGGCUGACAUUAGUGAGAAGAAAAAGGUAAAUUAAAGAUUAAAGGAAAUUCUGAAUGGAAAUGACACCUUUCCACUCAUAACCAGCAAGUUACCUGAGGUAGAUCUCAAUCACUUGUGUUGGUCUGUUCAGUCCAGGGGGCUGUGGGGAUCUUUAAGGAAUGUGAGGUCCCAUGCUUUAGAAAGACAGAAGGAAGUGUGGCUCCUGGUGGUUUGCAUAGCCUCUGCUAAGAGCUUUACCUUUCUGAGACGAAAAUAAUGGAAUGUGAAGUACUUUAUCCUUGCUGGAUUCAAGGAAUUCAUUUUAAGUGAUGUUCCUUUUGUGCUUUUGAAUAUAUCUGUCCUUGCACAAUCAGUUGUUUAGCUUGCUGUGAGUACAUUUCAUAUGUUGUUCAUGUUUACCGUUGGUUGUUCAAACCCUUAGUGUGGACAGGUGUCACAAAACAAUCCUUAUUGUUGUGCUGUUUUUAUCCUGUGCUAUGUUGUCUUUCGUUGUGUACAUCCUAAAUGGAGCAGAGCCAUAGUACAGAGCAUCUGUACAUAUGAUGACUUGACUCCCACCAAUAUUCAUACGAGCACUGUCAGGAUAGGACUGGUGGGACUAUUUUGUUCAAUCAAUUUCUGUUAGCACUGUUUUGUUUUAAAAAGGAAAAAAAAGGCCAUUUGUAAUUCCAAGACAAUUAUCAAGGAAUAUCCAGGUACAGUAUAUACAGCAUGUGUAUCAUUGUUUACCUUUACUGGGUAUAAUCAGUGUGUUUUUAUUUUCGUUUGUUUGAUUUUUCUCAUUUGACCCUAGGAAGUGGUCUUUUGCUUUCAUUACUAAUUAUGUACAAAAAAAAGCCCCGGGGAAUGAGCAGAUGUGAUGUUUACCCAGCUUAACGUAGGGUAUCUUGUCAGGAAAGGAUACGUCCACAUACCACUAGCAAAGCUGAUCGUGGCAUCACUCAAGCAAUCCUUUUAUGAUGAGAGCAAAUUAACAGACUGAACAUGUGAAAAGCUGUACAAGCUUUGUGAGAGGGAGGGACAACAUCACCCCUCACUGCGCAAUGUGACAGAGGGCCAGACUUGGAGUGGAAAACUGGCCCAGAAGUCGAGCUAAUCCCAAAAAGCCCAGUAAUGCCCAUCUCUGCCCAUGUCCCUCUCCGGAGGACGGGCAUUAAUGCGCCCGCUAAAAUAUGCGAGUGGCAGCUGAGAAAUAUAUAUUCCAAUGGUGCCAAAAAUAUAAAAGGGAGAGAGAAUUUUAAACAGGUUUGGAGCAGAGCAUAAGCUGUAUUUUUAGCCACUGAAUCCUCUUGCCAAUGUUCUUAACCAUCUUAGUCUAAAUGAUUUCUGUAACAAAGGAUCAGCUGCAUCUUGGUCAGAAUGCAGCAGUUCCUCCGACACUGUGCAGUGCAAUGUAGCUUUACGUAAGCCUUAUUUCCUGAUUCAAAUCCGUCAUAAAUCACCACACAGGUUCAUUGUAUAUGUAUGCAACACUAGAGCUCCUGUAGUUUGUGUAAAAGGAUUGAUUCCAAUCACUGUGAAGCAGUUUUACUAUGAGCGUGUAGUAGUUUACCAAACAUGGACAUCUGGUUCUUUAAACGAUGUAAAUUGCUGAACCGCCACAGUCGCCAAGUGUUAGUCCUUCACUUGUUUUGUUUUGAGUUAACUGCUGAUGCUUGACCUCUUCAGAAUAAUUAUCCUCAGGUAAACAAUGUAUACUUUUACAAGUCAGUCUCCUGAAGGAAGACGUAUAUAUAUCCAAAUAAAUCUAUAUCACCAUAUAUAAGCCUCCACUCUUUG